AUGCAGCAGAGCUACCCAUCUCCCACCGUCGAUGGUGCAGAUGCACAGUACUACCAACAGCAGAUGGGCCAUCAUGAGUCCGUCGAAACUGAGCAUCAUCAUGGGCUCCCCGCAUUGCCCGAGAACCCGGAGCAGCACGGCGUCCAUGGGCUCCCCAACAUGGCUGAGCACCACGAGCACCACGAGCACCACGAGCACCACGAGCAUCACGAGCUCCACGCAUUGCAGGAACCGCCGACGCCACAGCAUCACGAUUCCCGCGCGUCGGUCAGCGUCGAUGAGCUGCAGCUGGCCGCCCAGCUAACACAGGGCCUUGCUACACAGGGCCUCGCUCCUAUGGUGGCUGCGGCACAGAUGGAGCCAGUGCAAGACCAGGACCAGGCGCCGAGUGAGCACCUGCUACAGCAACACCAGCAGCAACAGCAGCACGAUCCUGAACCAAAUCUCCAGGAGCAGCUUGAAGCUUCGUUGCAGAAUCAUGAUCGCGAGCUCCAAGGGCAAAAUCAUGACCUGCAAAAUCACAAUCAGAAUCACAAUCAUGGUCUUGAGCAUCCCGAGCUCCACGAUGUGCUUCCACAUGAUGGGCAACCGCAGCCCCAUCACUACCAGCAGGACCCAGCCGCCCCUCCGCCUCACUUCCCUCCCCAUAUUCCCAUGGACCACCUGCCCCCUAGCCAUGCCCAGUACCAACUGUCCGAUGCCACGCCUCCUCGCAAACGGUCCAAAGUGUCGCGCGCCUGCGACGAAUGUCGACGCAAGAAGAUCAAGUGUGAUGCCCAAUCUGAAGCAACCGACCUGCCCUGUUCAAACUGCCGCCGAUCCAAUACCCAGUGUCUCUUCAGUCGUGUACCCCAGAAACGUGGGCCCAGCAAAGGGUAUAUCAAGGAGCUAGCCGACCGCAUCAAUACGAUAGAGGGCAAGCUCAACACCAGCAAUGCCGAAGUCCUCGACAGCGUGGCGAGGAGAGCGUCCAGUGAUGCGUUCGCAUCGCCAGGGGCGGGCGAUGAGAGCAGGAAGCGGCCCUUCUCUAGUAUAUCAGGCGACGGCUUCCACACGCCGUCCCCAGUGAGGAUCUCAGCCCCGUAUACUGCCGACCACCGCCCGAUCCUGCCAUAUCUGCACCCGGAUUUCCGUCCGCCAAACUUGGGCAACCCAAAUGAGCUCGCAAUGAAGCCCGCCGACCCCGCGCCGUUCGCGCAUGACGUUGGUUUGCCACCCCAGUCUGAGCCGCUCAUGGACGGGCUCUCCCAGAACGGGCUGCCUCAAGGCCAGUCGCACCAAGCGGAUCAGUUGCCUGAGAUUGAAGAUGCAGUGUUCAACCGGUACAUGGAAGUCAUCCAUCCAACUUUGCCAGUCCUGGCCAGCAGCAAGGCCAGGGUACAAUCACUGAUCUGGCAGUCCCCUUUGGCUCUUCAGAGCGCUUUUUACAACGCCUUCUUCUCUAUGCUCAUACCCUUCCUCCCCGCUUCCACGGACCAGAUCAGCGGCGACCCUCUCACCGCUGGCCGCUUGCUCAGCGAAUGGGAAGCCGAGGGCCGGCCGCGGUCCAGCGCCACCGACUUAGUUCGCCUUCAAACUCUCGUGAUGUUGGCCAUUGCUGCAGACUGUCAGGGUGUCGCCGCAGUAAAGGGCCAUCUGGAUGGUCCGUCGAAAGCUGAGAUUCUAGGCCGAGCGGUCGGGCUCGGAUAUUCAAUGAGGCUGUACCUCAGGGAAGUCGAGUCGGCUGCGAGCCCGGAGCUGGACCCGAACUCGGAUGAUAACGUAGCUCUACGGGCGUGGUGGGUUCUUGUCAUGCUAGACCGGUGGAAUGCGGUCGGUACCGCUACGCCGACGCUGAUCAACAACGACAGCGUGGUGGUUUUGCCCGGUCUCAGGCAUAUUGUCGGCGAUGUUGUGUUUGCCUUGAUCCGCUUAUCUUACGCCCUCGGGUUCUUGAACCCUCUCGCCAUCAACCCCCCAAUCGACCCUCUCCCUCACAAUGGACCAACUCUCAGCUCAAUGACGACCUUGGCCACCGAGCUUCUGCGAUGGACCUUCCCUGACGACCGCACCGAACCCAUCCUCCACCUCUCGUACUGGCACAUCCGCCUCUUGUCUGAACUUCUCGUUCACACCAGCACCAGCCCGCGAGGGACGCGGCGGCGCCACCCCAACAAUAUCCUUCACUGCAGCAGGAAACUCGUCGGCCUCCUCGCAGGCAACCACGACCUCCUCAGCCCCUUGACACACCACUUUGUGGUCCUUGCCUCGGUGGCACUGAUGGACCUCUUGGCCGCCGCCACUCACAGCGCCGACGCAGUUCCACAAGAUGGUGGCGGCCACAGCGAUGAGCACGGCAACGAAACCCGUGACGAGGCCGCCAAGCUGGCUCAAACUGUUCUUGAGUACAGUCUGUCGCCGUCGCCAUGGAAUGCUGCUGUCCGUGCGAAGCUUGCGGAAUGCCUGGGCUCCAUUUUCGGCCAGGGUCAGGGCCAAUCACCGCGCCCUGGCCCACAAGCCGCAAAGGCUUCGAGCCAGAACUUACACCAGCUUGCGGAUCUGGCUGCCGCGGUGGAUGGCGAGCCUAUGGCUGCCCCUGGACCUGGGCUUGGUACUGGGCCUGAGGAUGGAGCUGGGGCCGUGGGUGAAAAUGCGGAGGCUGUCAGGGGAGUGGGCGAUAAUCAUUGUGUGACUGUCGGCGAUGCCCAGGUGGUGCUGGACGUCCGAAAAAUUCUGAGGGAAGGUUAUCUUAGCUGUUUUGAGGAGCCUGGUCCCGCUAUUGCUGCGAAGGACGGGCCGUAUAUCUGA
Messenger RNA from Canariomyces notabilis, 2787 nucleotides. RefSeq lists its product as uncharacterized. The transcript has 6 exons. The coding region runs from base 1 to 2787 and encodes 928 amino acids. Gene Ontology annotation, molecular function: DNA-binding transcription factor activity, RNA polymerase II-specific; zinc ion binding. The record is from RefSeq and is a predicted model, not a curated record. NCBI's taxonomy places the organism in Eukaryota, Fungi, Ascomycota, Sordariomycetes, Sordariales, Chaetomiaceae. Gene Ontology annotation, cellular component: nucleus.